Molecule: messenger RNA, 754 nt
Organism: Caretta caretta (loggerhead turtle)
Lineage: Eukaryota; Metazoa; Chordata; Testudines; Cheloniidae
Gene: TMEM233
Product: transmembrane protein 233
Cellular component (GO): membrane
Source: RefSeq, a predicted model, not a curated record
CCGGAGCCCUGCGCUGGCAUUUCAGACCCUUCCGCGGAGCUGCCAGCCCGGAGAGCGGAGCCUUUCGCCGAGUCUGCCCCGCGCGCCGCCGCCCCGCCGCCUCCCGCCCAUGUCGGAGCCCGCCGCCAGCUCGGAGCUCAAGCGGGCUUUGCACAGCAGCCCCGAGAGCAGCGUCCAGCAUGAGCCCCCGCAGGCCGCGCCCAUGCCCAAGAGCUACCUGGUCCUCAGCAUCUUCUCCUGCUUCUGCCCCGCGUACCCCAUCAACAUCGUGGCCUUCGUCUUCUCCAUCAUGGCUUUAAAUAGUUAUAGUCGAGGAGACAUAGAAGGAUCAAGAAGACUGGGUCGCAAUGCACUCUGGGUUGCUGUUGCAUCAAUCAUGAUUGGCCUUCUGAUUAUUGGGAUCUAUUGCGUAGUUCACUUCACAACGAUGGGAUAAAUUAAGGAGCCGCAAGAUGACGUGACUUGCCCAUGGUUACACAGUGAGUCUCUGGUAGAGGUGGGCACAGAACCCAGAUCUUUUCACGCACUGUUCUGGUCUCAGACUGCUUGACCGUGCAUCCUCCUCCAACAUUAAUGUCACUGUGAUGUUAACCACACAUCCAUCCCUCCACAAAUGCCUUCUCCCAGCCCACAGGCAUCACGUUAAAGGUAUUUAUAAACCAAAUAGCAUAGUUGCAAGGAGAGUUCGGGCUGUUCAGUGUUAUCAGCAUUCUGACAGGAGGAUAAAGAACACACCUAGGGCAGGGUCUCCAAA